Messenger RNA from Nymphalis io (European peacock), 1585 nucleotides. Its product is annotated as juvenile hormone epoxide hydrolase-like. The coding region runs from base 16 to 1443 and encodes 475 amino acids. Gene Ontology annotation, biological process: epoxide metabolic process. Lineage: Eukaryota; Metazoa; Arthropoda; Insecta; Lepidoptera; Nymphalidae. The record is from RefSeq and is a predicted model, not a curated record. Gene Ontology annotation, molecular function: epoxide hydrolase activity. The transcript is spliced from 8 exons.
CUGUCGCUGCCGUCCAUGACACCGUACGGUACCCACGUAUCGCUCUCACCGCUAAGGAUGGGGAAAUUACUGGUUUUGUCUGUUCUGGUCACAAUAAUCGGUAUAGCAACAUGGUGUGCACUACCAAUGUUGUUGCCGGUAUCCCCUCCAAAGUUAGACGCCAACGAGUGGUGGGGACCUAUGGACACGAAGGGAAAAGUAGAUGCCAGCAUCAAACCUUUUCAAGUUAAAUUUACUGAUGAGAUGAUAAAAGACCUCAGGAAUCGCUUACAAAACAAACGUCAAUUCGUUCCACCGCUGGAAGGUGUCGGAUUCGAAUACGGUUUCAAUUCCAAGGAAAUCGAACCCUGGGUUAAAUACUGGUUGGAAGAAUAUAAAUUUGCAGAUAGGGAGAAGUUCUUCAAUAAAUUCCCACAAUAUAAGACCAACAUACAAGGUCUUAAUAUACACUUCAUAAGAGUUAAGCCGCAAGUUCCACCAGGUGUCACGGUGGUUCCUGUACUUAUUAUGCACGGCUGGCCGGGUUCCGUGCGAGAAUUCUACGAGGCCAUACCUCUUUUAACAAAGCCAAUUUCGGAAAACGAUUUCGUCUUUGAAGUAAUUGUUCCAAGCUUGCCUGGUUAUGGGUUUUCCGAUGCUGCUGUUCGUCCAGGUCUCGGUUCUGCACAAAUCGGGGUGAUUUUCAAGAACCUGAUGAACAGACUCGGACACAAAAAGUUUUACGUCCAGGGAGGCGACUGGGGCGCAGUCAUCGCCAGCGAGAUGGCAACAAUGUUUCAGAAUGACAUAUUAGGAAUGCACUCAAACAUGCUAAUUGUACAGAGCGGCUGUUCAACUUUAAAAACCAUAAUUGGUGCUUUCUUCCCAUCACUUAUUGUUGAAUCACAUCUGGCCGAUAGAAUGUAUCCUUUAUGGAAAUACUUCUCGUAUUUAAUGGAGGAAUCUGGAUACAUGCACUUACAAGCCACAAAACCUGACACUGUGGGAGUGGCGCUAUCGGAUUCUCCUGCUGGUCUUCUAUCGUAUAUCUUGGAGAAAUUCUCAUCUUGGACUCACUUCGAACACCGUAAAUUAACCAGUGGAGGAUUGACGUUCCGUUUCAGCAAGGAUCAGCUCAUUGACAACCUCAUGGUCUACUGGGCAAGCAACUCCAUAACCACCUCGAUGAGACUUUACGCUGAAAACGUGAGCAACAAGAAUCGAGCCCUGGGUAUAGACAGAAUUUCUUCAUCAGUACCAACCUGGGCUCUACAAACCAAAAAUGAGCUGGUCUACCAACCACCUAACAUCCUCCGGCAUAAAUACUCCAACCUUCUAGGAGUUACAGUUCUGGAUGAGGGCGGACACUUCAUCGCAUUCGAAAUGCCGAAAGUUUUCGCUGACGAUGUCUACAAAGCGGUUAAGCGGUUCAGAGAGUUUCAUAAAACUAAGACUGAAUUGUAAUAUAUACCUAUAACAUAGUUUUUUAAUAUGAUGAAUAAAAUGGCGGUAGGAUAUUGUGAAAAAAUGUAUAUUGUAAGUGUUUUGUAAUUUUGAUCGUGCAUAAUACUUUUUGUUAUAUUGAAUAAAAAUGUUAUUAAUUAUU